Hyla sarda is the source of this 925-nucleotide messenger RNA. RefSeq lists its product as uncharacterized. Lineage: Eukaryota; Metazoa; Chordata; Amphibia; Anura; Hylidae. The transcript is spliced from 5 exons. The record is from RefSeq and is a predicted model, not a curated record. Bases 203 to 925 code for a protein of 240 amino acids.
AACGAAUGCGGAUACGCGCGUGGUGCUGGCCACCUACGCUGCGCGUGUGCUCUGUGUGCACGCGCAGCCCAUGCGCAUGCGUGGUGAACUCCGUGAAAAAACGGUCCUAAGAAGGUUGUGUGCUGGCUAUAUAGUGUGUCCGCUGACCCUGCCUCACCACUGAGAAUCUGCGCCUCCAGACUUGGACCCAGGUACCAACACGAUGGCGGAUCUAAAGGUUGUGAAUACAAAACACACUGAAGAGACUGCAGCCGGCGCGCACCUCCUUGUACAGCUUACGGUGACAUCAUCACAAGCAUGUGUGACAUCACAGGGUUCUAAACCAUCUUCAGGAUAUGAAGGCACGCUGGAGUCAGGUCAUCACUGGAUAACAUCACCCUAUUGCUUUGACAAACCCAGCUCCAUUCUGCCUCGCUAUAAGAAGACCAUAUGGCACCAGUGGAUUCCAGGGGGAAAGUGGCAAGUAUUGAAUUUGUCGUGGCAGAUGAAAAAUUGCCUUCAGUCUGAUAUGAUAUGUCUGACUUUUUUUCUUAAAGACAUUCUAAACACAAAAGAAUUCCAGGUCUUGCAUCUGUACAUCACCACAAAACUGUUGGAUGACCUGAAGUUAGCUGAGCAAGCCAUGUUGUUGUGCUGGUUACGUUCCAAGGAUAUGAACGUCUUUUGUGGAAAACACAAUGAAGGAGCAUUGACAAGUGCACAUUCAUUCUAUUCCUCUGGAGCUAGGGGCUCAGCUCAAUUUUUUUCUGCCUGCAGUAUUGCAUUUCAAGUCUUCAAGAAAUUUGCUGUGGCAAUCAGAGGAGACCUGCUGAGGUGGUGCUCUCUUACAUUUCCACAACAUGCAAAACAAUGUCAUCUGUGUCCAACCAAUGUGAUCCCCACAUUGUACCCACAUGAUGUCAUCAGGUUUGACAGUUUGUUAUGA